GCGGGCACUCCCCCACCACACUGGUGCUGCUGGCCGCACUCACGGCGCUGGCGGUGGCUGCGUCCGUACCGGGGGAGGGCUAUGAGGCAGGUCCGGUGCAGCCCGCCGCAGCCGACGAAGACGCCCUCAGUCACGAGUACGACCCCGCCGCCGUCGCCGCGUACUUCUCCCGCCGGCCGCUAGCGGUGGCUGCGCGGGGUCUGCAGGUGGCGGCGGAGGCGGCGGGCUUCGGUGCGGGUCUGCUGCUGGACGUGUGGAGCGGGCAGGUGGAGGCGAGGCAGGGGCAGCGGGCGGAGCAGCUGAGGAGGGCGGUGGAGCGGCUGGGGCCGGCCUACGUCAAGGUUGCCCAGGCGCUCUCCACGCGCGUAGACCUGCUGCCCGCCGCCUACCUAGCGGAGGUGCAGCGGCUGCAAGACCGGGUGCCACCAUUCCCCACGCAGCUGGCAGUCCGGGAGAUGGAGAAGGCCUUCGGAGGGCGGCCGGUGGAUGCGG
Molecule: messenger RNA, 492 nt
Organism: Astrephomene gubernaculifera
Lineage: Eukaryota; Viridiplantae; Chlorophyta; Chlorophyceae; Chlamydomonadales; Astrephomenaceae
Source: the annotation of a GenBank genome assembly